Arvicanthis niloticus (Nile rat) is the source of this 2387-nucleotide messenger RNA. RefSeq names its product DALR anticodon binding domain containing 3 (gene Dalrd3). Gene Ontology annotation, molecular function: ATP binding; arginine-tRNA ligase activity; tRNA binding. Gene Ontology annotation, biological process: arginyl-tRNA aminoacylation; tRNA C3-cytosine methylation. Lineage: Eukaryota; Metazoa; Chordata; Mammalia; Rodentia; Muridae. The record is from RefSeq and is a predicted model, not a curated record.
GCAGUGCUGGAGUAGCUGUUCGGGUGGGACUGACUGGGCCAAACCGGACCAGACGUGAAGUAGACAGCGCCUGGAGCACCACCCCGUCCUCACGCGCUCUGCGUGCGCGUACCGAGAGUCUCCCUCCCCCUAUCUUGAGCUGAGUCUAGGGCCUACUGGCGCAUGAGUCCUUGGCGUCCCGCGGCAUGGGCAUCUCUGCGCACCGGUUCUGUCCUGGCCUCAGAGGAACUUUGUCGCGUUCUCUUAUCUGCUGGACUAGACGGGUGGGAUGCUCGACACAAUUGGGGCUUGGCUGUGGGGUUCUUGCAGGGCCGGUUGCAAUGGGUUUGGGGGUGGGGAGGCUGUCCUACGGCUGUUAUAUGGGCCAGUUUGGCCCCUGGCACUUCGUGAUCUGGCAGCAUCAUCAGACAAAGGGUCCUAGGCUUUGGGGUGUCCCAGAAGUGGACAUGGGUUUACUUCCUCUCGGGUCCCAAGGGAUCGCUUCCCUCUUGACGGAUUCCGAAGCCCGCCCGGUACAAGUGGCUCCUGUUUGGGACUCAACAGGGCUAAUCCUGCCCUUCUGAUCUAAUCCGGAUCAGGACCUCGUCCCGGGGGAUGCCCCCACCUUCUCCUAUUGUUCUGGGGCCCAGGUGCACUCCCAGACUGAUGGUGGCAGGCAGAGACGACGAAAAGAGCUCGGGCUGAUGGCCCUCUCUGGAAUCCCUGGAGAAUUCUGACGAGGGAGGUCCAAGGUCCUCUCUGUAGGGCUGCAAUGGCGGUGCCAGAGUGCGUGUUGCGUGCGCUCUCCUGCCUGCAGGGUCCAGGAGUGGCCCCUGUACUGCGCUGCGCGCCGACACCCGCGGGUUUAUCGCUCCAGCUCCAGCGGCCGGCAGUCUUCGAACAUGUACUCGGUGCCCUGGCCUCCUAUGCUACUCCCGCCAAACCCGCCUCACCAGGCCCGCGAGUUGUCCUACAUUGCCCAGCACUGCGCUGUGAUCCGGGUACGCUCCGAUUGAGCCAGCUGCGUGCCGUGCUCGUAGCCGAUCACCUAGUACGGGUGCUGUGUGCUCAUGGGGUACGUGUGUGCUCAGUGCCUCCGGUGCGGGACCCUCACAUGUCAACUUUCCUCCAGAAACUUCGGGUGGAAUGGCCCACUGCCUCGAAGAGCACGACAGAAGCACUGAGGACCCGUGUUCUUGCAAACCUUAAUGGUUCUGAGGAGACACUGCCCCCUGGCGUCCUAGGCCGACUGUGUCUAAAGGAACUGGUAGAACAGAGACAGCCUGCUGGCUAUGACCCCAGCAUAGACCACUGUUUGGUGACUGAAGAUCUGCUCUCUGUGCUGUCUGAGCUGCAGGAGGCUGUGCGCCAUUGGCCAGAGGAUGGCCACCCAGGACAGGUUGGGGGUCCAGAUGCUGGUGUAGAUGACUGCAUGGUUAUACAUGUGGUAAGCUGUGAGGAGACAUUCCAGCAACAAAAGCUGGAUCUGCUUUGGCAGAAGCUGGAUGACCAGGCUCCUCACAAGCAGAAGCACCUGGUGUGUGGCCCAGUGAAAGUAGCUGGUGUACCUGGCACCCAGAUGACGGCCCCUGAGUACUACAGGCUCAGACAUGCACAGGUGUGCCAGGCUUCAGCACGGAAGCAUGGAGACCUGGCACAAGACCCCGCCUGGACCGAGACCUUUGACAUCCUCUCUGUGGCCACCAUCAAAUUUGAGAUGCUAAGCACAGCCCCCCAGAGCCAGCUCCUCCUAGCCCACAGCACCAUCUCCACAAAGGGCACAAAGAGUGGGACUUUUGUCAUGUAUAACUGUGCCCGCCUUGCCACACUCUUCGAGGGCUACGAACAUGGAAUGGAGCAAGGUCUGUAUCCCGCUUUUCCGCUUGUGAGCAGCCUGGAUUUCUCAUUACUCCAUGAUGAGGGUGAGUGGCUGCUGCUUUUCAACAGUGUCCUUCCCUUCCUGGACCUGCUGAGCCAGACUGUGAGUCUGGCCAGCACCCCAGGGCUCCACAUCCCUGUUCGCACGGAGAUGGUGUGCAAGUUCCUGGUGCAGCUUAGCAUGGAUUUCAGCUCAUACUAUAACCGAGUACACAUUCUAGGGGUGAGCAUACAGCGAGGGUCUGUGGGAAAUGUGGGCAAGGGUGGGGGCACAGGAAACGAGGAUGCGCCUGGUUGCUUCUUUCAGGAACCUCGGCCACACCUCUUUGGUCAGAUGUUUGCUCGCCUACAGCUUUUGAGGGCAGUACGUGAGGUGUUCCACACAGGCUUGGCUAUGCUGGGCCUCCCUCCGCUGAGCCACAUCUAAUGGCCCAAUAGCUAGGAAUGUUUAUAAAAGCAUCAACUGGGAAAAAAACAAAACCUCACAGAUGUUGGACACUAAAAGUCAGAAUAAAUACAAUUUCAUCCUC